This is a messenger RNA of Homalodisca vitripennis (glassy-winged sharpshooter), 568 nucleotides long. Its product is annotated as venom carboxylesterase-6-like. The record is from RefSeq and is a predicted model, not a curated record. Bases 1 to 435 code for a protein of 144 amino acids. NCBI's taxonomy places the organism in Eukaryota, Metazoa, Arthropoda, Insecta, Hemiptera, Cicadellidae. The transcript has a single exon.
AUGUCAAAACCGAUGAUGCAAUGUUUGAAGAAGAGAAGGCCUGGCAGGAAGAUACUCGCGCAGCUCACAAGUCCUUGUACUGGGCCUUGGCUGACCCAGCCCAUCGCUCCUUUCGGGGUCGUCGUCGAAGCGGGAGGGUUGCACCCGUUCCUGGCCGAACAUCCUUACAAGCUGAUCGCUGAGGGUGCGGUGUCCGACCUGCCUUGGCUCGUCAGCGUCACGGCACACGAAGGUCUCUACCCGGGGCGCUUCCUUCGUGGACAGAGAGGAACUUCUGCACGAACUCAAAACGUCGUCAACUGGACCAAGAUCGCCCCUCACCUACUGACUAUAACUACACCGGUCCAACCUAGAACUUGGACAUCGUCAGUGAGCACAUCAGACAGUUCUAUCUCCAGGAUCAGGAGAUAUCCCUGGAGACCAGAGACAAGGUGAUACAGAUGAUCGGAGACAGAAUGUUUGUUGUCGACAUGGAGAAGGCCGCCAGGGCUCAAGCGGCAGUCACCAAAUCCCCCCGUGUUACUUCUACAAGUUCGCCUACCCCGGGAAGUACAGUAUCUCAGUGUUC